AUGGGCUUGGCUUCGAUCUCAAUCUGGCAAACAAUAGCCGCCGCUAUCAACAGAUCAAGUCAAAUUACCAAUUUGCUCAACACCACCAUCGACGACCCCAACAUUCAGCAAUGCCUCUCCGAUUGCAGCCAGAGCUACAUUGAUGCCAUUGAUCAGCUAAUUGACAGUGUCGCAUCUUUGGAUAAUAAAAGCUAUAGUGAUGUCAAUAAAGCCCUCUCAUCCGCCAUGGGUGACGUGUUGUUGUGCCAAGAAGUUUUUUCAGAUGAUGCUACCAAUCCCUUUUUGCUUAGAGACAGUAAUAACAAGUUCACCCAGUUAUGCAGUAAUGCUUUAUCCAUCACCAACCAAUUGGCUGGUUCUGCUACCUAA
Macadamia integrifolia is the source of this 369-nucleotide messenger RNA. Its product is annotated as pectinesterase inhibitor-like. The transcript has a single exon. The coding region runs from base 1 to 369 and encodes 122 amino acids. NCBI's taxonomy places the organism in Eukaryota, Viridiplantae, Streptophyta, Magnoliopsida, Proteales, Proteaceae. The record is from RefSeq and is a predicted model, not a curated record. Gene Ontology annotation, molecular function: enzyme inhibitor activity.